GCCUAAAAAAGUCUUUCCAAUAACGGUCAAGCAGGAUGCAGUGUUUUAUAUUUGCCAUGUAGUGGCACUGUUGAUCAGCUGAAUCAAAGUUAAAAAAAAGAAGAAAAAAAGUGCAGGUCAGAAGAGUUUUGUGGAGCUUGAGGGUGGGUGGAAAUAAGACUCUCUUCACUUGCAUGCUAAAAAUGGCUCGUUUUUCUGUUUAUGUUUUGUUUCUAUUGAUCCUGAUUAUUGUCUCAUCAGAAUGCAGCGAUAUCCAAACUGUGGCUGCAUAUGAUGCCGUUACUCUCUGUAGAUUUAAUUCAAGUGAAAUCGAUACAGGAGGCUUAGUCAAGGUGACAAAGUACACCUCAGACAAAGAAGCCAAGGUCAUCUCUGAGUGGCCCACACAGGAUCAAACAGCUAAACAACUGCCAUGGGAGCCUGAUGGAAAUGGACUGAUUUGUCUUCAUCUGAAAAACGUACAAAAAUCUGAUGAAGGGACGUACAGCUGUGAAAUGUGGCGAGGAUGGGAACGUGUCCGGGUGAGAAACAUGACUCUGAAAGUAAAAGAUUGCAAAACCCGUCCUGCAGUGAAGGCAAAACCAGACUCAUCCGUCAGGCUGCAGUGCUCUGUGGACAUCACACCAGAGAAGCAAAGACCACAAAAUGUCUCCUGGGCAAAGCUGAAAGGACUUCACUCUGAACCUGUUGACUCUCAGAGGGUUGGACCAGACAACACAUUGAUAAUCCAGACUGUGAGUUACAGUGACAGUGGCUGGUAUCGGUGUAAUUAUGUUCUUGGAACAACUAAGCGCUGCGUUGAGGUCCGUCUAAAUGCCCAAGAAGCAGACGACGCCUCUGAAACCACAACAGCCACAACCACCCCAACCCCCCAAACACAAACGCAGCAAGGAUCACACCGGGGAGCUGAACGCAGUGCGACAUUGAUUGCAGUGGUAGUUUCUAUCUCUUUUGGGUUAGUGACGGCACCCUUACUUGGACUGUUCUUUUACUGCAGACAACAAAGGGGGAAAGUUACAGCACAGCAUCAGACUGCAGGUGCACCGACAGAGACUAUGGAUAAUUAUGAGCAGUUGAUUUGGUCACAUUCACAGGAAAUGGAGGAGGUGUAUGAGACUUUACAUGUUUCAGAUCAAUCGUCCUGCACACUAAAACAUGAAUAAAUCUCAUUACUCUGGACAUGAACAGCUGCAUACUUCUUUUCUAGAUAUUUGAUGCUAACCUUGGAAAAGGAAGAUUUUUCUCUUAAAUUUCAACAACUCCAUGUUUAAUCUGGAUCAUCAUUGCACUGAGUCCAUUUUUGUCACUGAUAACAUGUCACGCUUGAUUCUUGUAUUAUUUUAUUAUAUCAUCUGUAUUCUGAGAACGAUGUGUUUAUUAUGUAUUUUUGAAUGAAAUAAUGUAAAUGUCAAUCAACAAAUAAAUCUUCUUGUUACAAGAGGGUGUGCUGUUUCAAACAGAGUGUAGGAGCUUAAAUACAGUUUGAGUUUAUCCAUGUGAAACUGUGAUUUCCUGU
Molecule: messenger RNA, 1516 nt
Organism: Salarias fasciatus (jewelled blenny)
Lineage: Eukaryota; Metazoa; Chordata; Actinopteri; Blenniiformes; Blenniidae
Exons: 9
Coding region: 174-1163 (329 amino acids)
Biological process (GO): cell surface receptor signaling pathway; immune response; positive regulation of T cell proliferation
Cellular component (GO): external side of plasma membrane
Source: RefSeq, a predicted model, not a curated record